AAUAUUACGUAAUCAUUCCGAUCGAAAUUGGCCCCGAGAUCGGAUGGAAAUGUGAUGCUGGGCAUAUCACUAGGGGCAUUUGGGUUAUGACGGGCAUGGGGCAAGACUAGCAUUUACCGCACAAGAGAGGAACAGGUCCUGCUGUUUGUGUAAAGCGUCCAGCCACGAUCUUAACAUCGGAUCCUCAAACACAAGAUGAUUCCUUUCUUCCAGCGGGCUCGGGGAGAUCCUUGGCACCGGAUUGGCCUUGCAUCUGCAUUUCCCGACCUGAGCCUUGAUAAAGAUUGCUCCCAAAUCACACCGAGCUGCAAGGCAUUCCGCAUCCCCAAGGCGGAUGGGUCGGCCAUUUCAAAUGGCCCAGAAGAAGCCGACGUCGAAGCGCCAGGGGACUUGAAGGACCAGGUCCUUGUGUUUCAAUACAAAGGGAAAUUCCAUGCCGUUGAUCAUUCAUGUCCGCAUUCCUCUUUCCCACUUUCACAAGCGAGUAUCUUCGACAUUGAGGAUUUCGGCAUCACCCUGAGUGCCGGGUUGACCUGUCCCAAGCACGGGUGGUCCUUUGAUCUUUUCUCCGGACAGGGAGAUCGUGGCAACUACAAGCUCAAGAUUUGGGAGGUGCAAUUACGAGACCCGUCGGUAUCGAGUGGUCAGGUCUUGGAAGGGGACAGGGAAGUAUGGGUGAGGCGAAAGCAGCGGAUUGGUUAAUGCUACUGCUUUCCCAAGGCCUCACACUGUGAGCCAUGAUGAUAUCUGGCCGAUGGGCUCUUUGGACCUAUUGAUAGAAGACCUGUACAUUACGUAGAACAAUGGCAAUGAAUUGAACGACAGUCUACUUCAAG
This is a messenger RNA of Penicillium brasilianum, 836 nucleotides long. Lineage: Eukaryota; Fungi; Ascomycota; Eurotiomycetes; Eurotiales; Aspergillaceae. The record is from the annotation of a GenBank genome assembly.